Monopterus albus (swamp eel) is the source of this 1578-nucleotide messenger RNA. Its product is annotated as trace amine-associated receptor 13c-like. Gene Ontology annotation, cellular component: membrane. The annotation marks the transcript as partial. Gene Ontology annotation, biological process: G protein-coupled receptor signaling pathway. The record is from RefSeq and is a predicted model, not a curated record. Gene Ontology annotation, molecular function: trace-amine receptor activity. The transcript is spliced from 5 exons. NCBI's taxonomy places the organism in Eukaryota, Metazoa, Chordata, Actinopteri, Synbranchiformes, Synbranchidae.
CCAGCCCCCCGGCAGCUGCAGCCAGUUCCUGUCACAAAGACUGUUGUGGUCAACGUCCCUUCUGUACGGAGAGGUUCCUGGUGUGCUGACGACAGUGUCCCCACUGAAGCUCCCAACCUUCAGUGUGCCGACAGAAACGUCCCCGCCACGGCUAUCACCACCCUGUGCAUCAUGGCAAAUGCUCCACAGGGGGUCCCAGCUCCAGGUUCCCUGCAGUGGCUGUCUCCACAGCCGCCUCCACAGGCCCUCCGGCCUGGGCACGGUGGUGUCCCCGCCGACACCCUUAACCCCUGGUGCGCCAAAAAAGAUGUCCCUGCCAGGGCCCGAGCCAGUCGGUGUGCCGACACCACCUUGGUGCCUGUCUCUGUCCCUGUCCCUGUGUCUGUUCCAGGUCCUGUUUCCGAGUGGGUUGGCCGGAGGCCCGGGUGUGCCAACAGCAGUGUACCCACCAGGGCCCAGAGCGAUCAGUGUGCCGACGGUGAGCCGCCAGCCAGGGCCUUUGCUGCAGUCCCUGUUCCUGCUCCUGAGCGGGUCCGCGGGUGUGCUGACGCUGCCUUCGAGCCUGUUCCUGAUCCUGCCCCUGAGCGGGUCGGCUGGCACGCCAACACCACCCCAGAGGCCACCCCUUGGCAUGAUUACCCAACCCUCCUGUGCUUGCGGUCCAUUGCAGUAGGGCUGCCAUACCAGACAGUGAUGCAGCUGGCAUCCAUCUCUCUGCUCACUGCAACUCUCAACAUGUUGGUCAUCAUCUCCAUCUCCCACUUCAAGCAGCUCCAAACCCCCACCAACCUCCUCAUCCUCUCUCUGGCUGUGUCAGAUUUCUUUGUCAGCUUCCUCCUGAUGGUUCAAAUUAUGCUCAUAGACGGCUGCUGGUACCUCGGUGACAUUAUGUGUUUGUUGUAUUGUGUUUUCGAUUCCAUUAUUAUCUCUUCCUCAAUAGGAACCAUGGUGCUCAUAUCAAUUGACCGCUACGUGGCGAUUUGUGACCCUCUGCAUUACUCCACCAAAGUCACUCCUAAAAGAGUUAGAAUCUGUGUUUCAGUGUGUUGGUUCUUUUCUCUCUUCUGCUUCAUUGUGCUGUUUAAAAAUAACCUGAAUCAACCAGGCAGGUAUAAUUCUUGUGCUGGGGAGUGUGUGAUAGUCUUGACCUUGAUAGAACGAAUUGCAAAUCUUAUUUUGACCUUUAUCAUUCCCAUUACACUGAUCAUAGUUCUGUAUAUGAGAGUGUUUGUGGUGGCUGUGUCUCAGGCUCGUGCCAUGAGGUCUCACAUUACAGCUGCCACACUUAAGAGUUCAGUCAGUGCUAAGAAAUCUGAGCUGAAAGCAGCCAGGACUCUUGGUGUUGUAAUAGCUGUGUUUCUGUUAUGCAUCUGCCCAUACUUCUGUACCACACUUAUAGGUGAGCUUACCUUGCUCAAUGCCUCAUCUGCUGGAUUUGUAAUAUGUCUAUUGUAUGUUAACUCCUGUCUAAACCCUAUAAUAUAUGCCCUAUUCUAUCCCUGGUUUAGAAAAUCUAUUAAACUUGUUAUUACACUUCAAAUUCUGAAGCCUGGUUCCCGUCAGUCCAGCAUACUGUAA